This is a messenger RNA of Vitrella brassicaformis, 2920 nucleotides long. The record is from the annotation of a GenBank genome assembly. NCBI's taxonomy places the organism in Eukaryota, Vitrellaceae.
CUUGAAGUCAGCGCGAGGCGAUGGAUGUCGACCAAGACGAUUCGUAUGAUGACGGACCGAGUCCGUGGAUACUAUGGCAGCGACACGUCAGUCUCACCUUCAUAGCUCUCUGCAACUGAGCACGAGAUUCCUCUCCCUGUGCAUUGUCCCUGUGUGCCUUCCUGUGCGUGUGUGUGUGUGUGUGUGUGCAGAACACCCCGCCGGCGAGGGUGGCCACAGGAAGGGCGAAACUGCCCCCACAGCGAAGACGGAGCAAGGCCCCGGAGACACUCGCGCACAGCUCGCGCAGACGGGGCUCUUCCGCCGCUAUGCCUCUCGCCUGAUGGGGCCAUCCAGGACCAAUGCCCAGCUGACGACCCACAUGAGAAUCUCGGUACGGCUGUGGCUGGAGGACCAAAGGAACAAACAACGAAUGAAGAGGGAGAGGGAAAGGGAGAGGGAGAGGGAGAUGAAGGCUGAGGAAGGUUUUGAUGCCACUGGGCCGCUUCUGGUGCCGGUUGACCCAAUCAACCAGAAAGAGCAGCAGCAGCAGCAGCAGCAGCAGCAGUACGGCGCUAUCAUCGAUGAGAAGGAGGAGCCCAUCGUCGAAGACCUACCCAUGGCCAAUCAGGAGCAGCCGAUGGAGCAGCAGCAACAGCAGCAGGAGCAGCUGCAGCAAGAAGAGCCUCUAGUCUCUGCGACAGCUCCUGCAAGCUCGGUAGGUAACGGCACCUCUUUAUAUGUUGUGCGGGGAGGAGUGAGAGAGGUGAGUGGUCAUGUGAUGUGUGUGGUGUGUGUCUCUCUCGUGCAGGGCAUGUCGUGGGAGGACAGACUGGCAAUCGAAGAAGAGAUUCAGCAAGUGUACGUAGGCAACUCUUCUUGUGUGCACAUCUCCAUCUCUCUCGAUGUGCUCUUGUGUGUGCAGGAAGAUGGAAAUGGAAAUCAAACAUAUGGACUUCCUGCGUCUCUAUGGCGAGGAGCCAAAUGUUGCCACCAGAAGUGACCAGUCGGCUGCUAAGGAGAUCGAGGUACACAACAUUUCCCUUGGUGCAUCAAGUGUCAAUAAUGCUCGUCGAAAUGAUUGCUCUCACAGGAUGAGCGCCAAGAACGAAGGGCGCGAAAGCCAGGAAAGACACAGAGACGUGCCAACAAGGUACCUUUCAUUCUUACCUCAAUCGCCGCUGUGGAUAGCUGUUGUCCAUCUUUAGAAGCGUCGUUGCUCGCGCCGUGAAGACAAUUCAGGAGAGACACAAGAAGGGUAAGGUAGAUGGCACUUCACAGUAUCGAGGUACUUGAGUCUCUGCCUGCCUGUCUGCCUGUCUGCCUGUCUGCCUGCGUGUGCUCAUUCAGCGAGUCGGAGACUCCGACAGACCUUUACGGAGAACUCGACGUCGAGAAGCUCGUUCGCAUGGUCGCGGUAGGCACAAAUGGACGAGUCGAUGUACUUCAUUCCACUGGGCCCGCACUUGUAGGAGGAAGCCAGUGAAAGGAGCGCACAGGCGCCGUUUCGGGAGCAGUCACAAACACACAAACAAGCUCACAGCCGGUGCGUACGAUGGUAGUACCACUUGUUCCAUCCAUUUGUGUCAUGCCUUGUGUCUUGUGUGUCUUGUGUUGUACCCUGUGAGCAGCAAAGUUCAGACAGUAUGGGCUCCGCCGCCGGGCUUCUACACGAAGCUCUCUACACCACCACACUCGUCUCACGGGCUGGCCCGGAGCGAGUCAGGGAGCUGGUCGAACCCCAAACGCCGCUACAAUUACAACGCCGUGAAGGCAAUCAUGAGAGAAGAGAAUGUACGUCUGGGCGGGGCGUAUUGCCUUUCCCUCUAUGCACAGACGGUCUCCCUAUGUAUCUCACAUCUGUCUUGUCAGGUAGACAUCUUUGAAUCGGAUGUUCUUCUGACUCCGAUUCGGCGGGGGCUGGAAGGGCAGAAAGUGGGUUGCCAGCAAAACGAGCCGCCCUGGAAGCUGGGAGUGGUGGACAUGAAGUAAGUCAGGUCCUGUGGUAGAGAGACACACUUUGGCACAUACAAAAUUACGACUGCUCGCUCUCCGUCCCUCUGUCCAUGUGUUUAGGAAGGAAACCAUUGCCGUGCUGAAUCCGAUGGUACAGGCGGAGAAUGGCAAGCCACGAAACUGGACUCUCUGCCACGACGACCAGUGAGUGGGUGAAUGGCUUUAACCAACGAACAAACGAAUGAACGCAAUGGUCUGGAUGUCAGGUUUCUAUCCAGAAUGCGGCAUUUCCUUUACGAUGAAAAGUGUCGACUGGAAGGAAGAGGCAAAAGGGAGCACUUUGACAAGUGGAAGGCACAAGAGGUGGGUGAGCAAAUGAAGGGUAGGCAGUGUACUCUCUCUCCUGUCCGCCUGUUGCAGGCUUCUUCUAUGAGGCCGCCCGCAAACAUCGAAAAGGACGCGGAUCUUUAUACGGUGCUUUACGCUGCCUCCUACUGCACACGGUGGUAGGGGCACAAAAUGCACGUCACAGGGAGUACACACCAAUACGGGGGCCUUCAUGUGGCUGCAUGCAGGAAGAACGUGCCUGUUGCUAUUGAGCGAAUCUCUGAUGUGGACAAGGAAAGAAUUCUGGGCGAGUUGCGUGAAGAGAUGGUAGGCAACGAAGUGAUAGACAAGAGCGUGUCUCCUCCUCCAUGCUCAUGCUGCGAUGGCUGUUCUCUCUGUCUGUGUGUGCGUGCAGAACAUUGCUGCGCAAAGAGGCGGAGGCGUCUAUCCGGUGUUGCAAACCUUGCUCGCGACUGGCUGCCCCCGUAUCGGUGGUUAGGGGGUAGCUCAGAUCCUUUCCGACAAAAGUAAAAAAUAACCGCGCAGAUGGUGUGAUUCAAUCGGGUGUAGUGACCGGGGGUCCACUCGCAAACGUCGAGAAUCUCGACAUGCAGGCCCCAUUUCGCAUGUGACCCGCAUAUAAUGAAAUUGCAGAGAA